AUGGCAGAGUCACAGGAGACUCCUCAGGCAAUCGAGCAUAGUGCCAGUGCCCCUCUUUUACCCCAUUUACAACAGCAGCAACAACAGCAGCAAGAACACUCCAAAAUAGACUAUGAGCAGGAGGCGAAAAAACUCGAAGACAAAGCAGUUCGAUUUCUUGCUAAACAGGCCCAUCCGGUGAUCAUACCUUCUUUCUCUACCUGGUUUUCAUUUAGUGAGGUACACGAGAUUGAGCGCCGUAUGCUGCCCGAUUUUUUUGACGAAUCAUCGCGUUUUAAGACGGAGAAGGCGUACCGUGAUGUCCGGAACUUCAUGAUCAACACAUACCGGCUAUCUUCUUAUGAAUACCUCACCGUGACAGCAGUGAGACGCAAUAUUGCUAUGGACGUUGCCUCAAUUGUUAGAAUUCAUUCGUUUCUUGAGCAAUGGGGGCUUAUCAACUACCAAGUAGACCCUAGAUCCAAGCCAUCCAUGCUUGGUCCUAGCUUUACCGGUCACUUCCAACUUGUUCUUGAUACACCACAGGGUUUGAAACCGUUUGUCCCAACGCAGGUCGUCAAGACUGAAGUAGACCAGCUAGACGACUCUACGAACACUGUUGCCAAGAGUCCAGCCGACGGCGGGGAUUCUGCUGUCAAAGUCGAUUCUGAACAGCCCGCCAGCGAACAGCAUGCUGAGAAGCUCGCUGGAGAGACUCAAGCCGGCUCGGAUGGGAUAACGUCUACAACUGAUCCGAAUACUGCCAGUCCAGCAAACCCCACUUCUGAGGCUGCUUCCCCGGAGUUUCCUGGAAAGCAAGAGAAGAAUUUUGAGUUCAUACAGCCAGAGAAGUUUCCGGUUAAUCUGUCGCUGAGGAAAAACGUGUAUUCCAAUACCCAAAACUUCAAUUCGUUACAGACUGACGCUCAGCAAUCUAAACAGAUUAAUCGAACCUACAUUUGUCACACCUGCAAUAACGAUUGUGUUGGAGUUCGCUAUCAUAACCUCAGAUCCAGAGAUACAAAUAUAUGCUCUCGGUGUUUCCAGGAAGGUCACUUCAGUGCCCAUUUUUCUUCUUCUGACUUUUUGCGUUUGGAAAACCAGUCUCAAACUAAGAAACAAUGGUCAGAUCAAGAAGUUCUUUUGUUGCUUGAGGGUAUAGAAAUGUAUGAGGAUCAAUGGGAUCGGAUUGUUGAUCACAUUGGAGGUACUAAGUCUCUUGAAGCAUGCGUUGAAAAGUUCCUAUCCUUACCGAUUGAGGAUAAGUACAUUGACGAAGUAACGCCGGCACCAAAGUCACAGAUCUCGGGUAAAAUUGCGCCCCAAGUGACCGAGGCUGUGGAUGCCGCCGUACAGGCUCUAUUGAAAGGUCUAAAUGAGAAUAUCUUAAAGGAAUCGGUUCCAAAAACUGCAAAUCAGAUCUCCAACAAGUAUUUACAAGAAGCACAGCUAAUCGUCCAAGAUUUAGUAAAGCUCAACUUGGAAAAAGUGAACCUCAAUUUCCAGAAACUCAACGCAAUAGAAGUUACUUUAAAUGAGGAGAAACAGAGGUUUAUCAAGGAAUCAGAAAGGUUGAUAAGUGAACGCCAGUCUUUGAGUAAACAGGUCACAGAAUUGAAUGAGGAACUUUCUAAAAUGAAUGUUUCUAAAAAACUCAUCAUGUUAUCGGAACAAGCAGAUUCAGGCGUAAAGUUAGUUGAAAAAGAUGAAGAGACUCAAAAUAAAAACAGGCUUGUGAAGAACGUUGAUGAGCUACACAGCGUAUCACAGGUUGAACCCCAGCACUAUAAAGCUUGGUCACUGACUUAA
Molecule: messenger RNA, 1788 nt
Organism: Lachancea dasiensis
Lineage: Eukaryota; Fungi; Ascomycota; Saccharomycetes; Saccharomycetales; Saccharomycetaceae
Source: the annotation of a GenBank genome assembly